AUGAUGAUCAUGAUGAAAAGUGUUGCUUUGGUCCUAGUGUCUUUCCUUUCUCUGUCCUUCUCUACUCCUCCUCCUCCUCCUCCUGAUGUGCUCAAAUGGACUGAACUUGAAGUUGGGAUGAUGUACUCAUAUGACAUGGUCUCCUUCACUAGCCAAAUAAGUAGCAACACUCAAUAUUUUUGUCUUGGGGUGGGGGGCAGUGGAGGGUCCCUCCCUCCUCCCUCUCUCUUCAAUCCUACUCUCAUUGAUACUGAUAACUGGUUGAAUGCAGCAGCAGCCAUUGGAGCUAAAUAUGCAGUCCUGGUAGCACAGCAUUGCAGUGGAUUCAGCAUGUGGCCGACUGACAUUAAGAAUGAAACCGGGUUCGAAUACACUUACAGUGUUAAGAACUCUCCACUUAGCAAAAGAGGAUUCGAUAUUGUAAAAGCUUUCAUCGACAGCUGCAAGUCACACAACAUACUCCCAGGGAUAUACUACAGCCUAAACCAGAACUAUUAUCUCAAUGCUGGACGAGGUAUAGUGAAAAACUCAGAGCUGGUACCAGGACAGGCAAAAGUAUCUCAAGAUCUUUAUGGUCAAAUCGUCCUAGCACAAAUGAAAGAACUUUGGAGUAACUAUGGGGAACUGGCGGAGAUAUGGUUUGACGGAGGCUGCUCUGUUCCUGGAAUUUCAGAUAACAUCUCUUCGCUUCUUGAAUCGCUCCAACCUCAUGCUGUUUAUUUUCAAGGAUGUGCCAAGUCAAACAAUCUCCGCUGGUUGCAUGCUUAG
Amphimedon queenslandica is the source of this 768-nucleotide messenger RNA. RefSeq names its product alpha-L-fucosidase 1-like. The record is from RefSeq and is a predicted model, not a curated record. The coding region runs from base 1 to 768 and encodes 255 amino acids. Gene Ontology annotation, molecular function: alpha-L-fucosidase activity. The transcript is spliced from 2 exons. NCBI's taxonomy places the organism in Eukaryota, Metazoa, Porifera, Demospongiae, Haplosclerida, Niphatidae. Gene Ontology annotation, cellular component: lysosome. Gene Ontology annotation, biological process: glycoside catabolic process; fucose metabolic process.